Molecule: messenger RNA, 3331 nt
Organism: Anoplopoma fimbria (sablefish)
Lineage: Eukaryota; Metazoa; Chordata; Actinopteri; Perciformes; Anoplopomatidae
Exons: 6
Coding region: 224-3331 (1035 amino acids)
Source: RefSeq, a predicted model, not a curated record
UCUGUAGUUAUUCUGCUGCCGACCCCAAAAAUCAAUAGUUGGACUGUUUCUGAGGCUUUUCAAUCCUGGAAACUGUACAAUUGAAGUGGUUACCCGAAACCUUGGAGGUCUGGGUACAGAACUAUUAAUACAUCAUCUGCAGUCCUACAUAUAUAUGGACUGCAGUAGAUAAGACAGAGCAGGCGCAGUAUAGUUGUUGGAUUUCAAGACUUUGACCCUGUGCAUGUCGCUGACGGCUAACAUGCGAAAGCACUGCACGAUGCCUCACCGGACAGACGGACUCGCUUGUAAAUAUCAACUCAGUGUUCUCAGCACUUUGAUUUUCCAUCACGCUGUUGCAUUCCUUCUCCUGACACACUCUCAUGGAGGUCAGGCUCGGACGACUGGUCAACCUCAGCCAACGCUGGCUACGGUCGGUGAUGACAUCACUUUGCCAUGCCAUGUGACGGCUGCCACGGAUGCCAUUAACCAGAUGCUGGAGUGGUCCAGACCUGACCUGAACCCCAGAUUUGUCCAUGUGAGGCGGUCUAGUGAAGACCGUCUGGUUGAUCAGAAUCCAUCGUACAAGGGUAGAACAUCAGUGUCCAUCGAUGGACUGAAACAGGGAGAUGCUUCACUGACACUGUCCAGAGUGAGAGUCAGCGAUGAGGGAACGUACAGAUGCUUCAUUCCAGAGUUAAAAACACAAGCUGAUGUUCAGCUUGUUGUUGUAUCAAGCACUGUCAUCAAGAUGACCAAAGUGAGCAGUGGAGUGUUACAGUGUGAGUCCAGAGGCUGGUAUCCAGAGCCGGAGGUGUUGUGGCUGGACGCUGAGGGAAACCUCCUCUCUGCUGGACCUACAGAGACAGUCAGAGGUCCUGAUGACCUCUAUACUGUCAGCAGCAGAGUGACUGUGGAGAAGAGACACAGCAACAGCUUCACCUGUAGAGUCCAACAGAAGAACACCAACCAGACCAGAGAGACACACAUCACUGUUCCAGAUGAUUUCUUUUCAGGCUCGUCUGGUUCUAGGUUGAGUUCCUCUGCUUCUACCGUCAUUGGUUUGUUUGUUGGCUUCAUGUUUGCUCUUGCGGUUGCCUUCUUUGUGUGGAAAUGGAGACAAAACAAAAUCAAGAACAAGAGGCACCAUGAUGAUGAAGAAACAAAGAGAGGAGGAGAGAAGAAGAGCGAAUCCAUUAAUAAUUCAGAACAGGAGCUCCUGAUAGAAAGAGAAUCAGACAACAGAGAGCUUCCCACAGAAGAAAGAGAGGCCAAGGGCAAUCAGGACAAUGACGAGAAACAUCACAUUGAUUGUUUAAGCAAAGUAACAGGAUGUUCAUGUCAAAACACGGAGGAAACACUCCAGGAGAAGGCAGGAGGAGACACUAACGAUAUUCUCACAGACCUUAAAAAGGACAGGACUGAAGGAGAGACAAUGAAGGAUUUGGACGAGACAGAGAAAGAGACUAAAUCAAUGAAUGAAGAAACACCGACCCCAGGGCCAGCGGAGAAAGAUACACCGCAGAAACCAGAGGACACAAAUACUGAAACAGGAGCUCCAGGUCAGAUGGACAGAGAUGGACAACAACAGCUGUUCGGGGAAGGAAGAGGAAUUAAACCUGGAGGUCAGGGUCCAACUGAUGGAGAAAAGAAUAGUUUGGACCAGACAGGAGGACUGACAGAGAAGAAUAAAACCACUCAUCUACAACAUCUAGUGGAUGGUAAAACCAAUCAGCUGCCUGAAGAACUGAAUGAUUUGAACAAGAAAGACGAAGACAAGGACACAGAAUCUAUAAUUAAUGAACGAACUGGUCAGGAUGUAACACAAAAAGAUGAACUCGAGAAAGGAGGAGGAAGAAAAGCAGUAGAUCAGGGUUCAACUGAUGGAGAAAACAAGGAUUUGGACCAGAACGGGAAGAAGACAGAGAAGAAUGAUGCCACUCCAUUACCAACAGAGAAAGAAGGACAACAUCUAGUGGAUGGUAAAACCAAUCAGCUGCCUGAAGAACUGAAUGAUUUGAACAAGAAAGACGAAGACAAGGAAACAGAAUCAAAUAAAAAACUAGCAGGUCAGGAUGUAAGAGAUGGAGAUACACAAAAAUAUGAUGUACCAUCAGAGAAAAAAGGACAACAUGAGGAGAAUGGAGAGAGGAGAGAUGGAGCUCUGUCUCUCACAGAUGGUAAAACCAGUCAGCUCUCUGAAGAAUUGAAUGAUUUGAACAAGAAAGAUGGGGUCGGGGAAACAGAAUCUACAAUCAACGAACAAGCAGGUGAUAACCCAAGAGAGAGAGAAACACAAAGAGAUGCUGUCCAGGAAGGAGGAGGAAGAAAAGCAGUAGAUCAGGGUCCAACUGAUGGAGAAAACAAGGAUUUGGACCAGAACGGGGAAAAGACAGAGAAGAAUGAUGCCACUCCAUUACCAACAGAGAAAGAAGGACAACAUCUAGUGGAUGGUAAAACCAAUCAGCUGCCUGAAGAACUGAAUGAUUUGAACAAGAAAGACAAAGACAAGGAAACAGAAUCUAUAAUUAAUGAACGAACUGGUCAGGAUGUAAGAGAUGGAGUUACACAAAAAGAUGAACUCGAGAAAGGAGGAGGAAGAAAAGCAGUAGAUCAGGGUCCAACUGAUGGAGAAAACAAGGAUUUGGACCAGAACGGGGAAAAGACAGAGAAGAAUGAUAGCAGAGAUGAAGCUCGAGACAAUGAAGAAACCGAUCAGGUCCCUAAAGUACUGAAUGAUAUGAAGAAGAAAUAUGAAGACGCUAAAGAAGAAUCUACAAUCAACACACCAGCAGGUAAGAAUGCAAGAGAGGGAGAAACACAAAGAGAUAAAAUCCAGCCAAGAGGAGAGACAGACACUGAGGAAGACAACAAUGUGGUGAUCAGUGAAACAAAACCUCCAUGUUCACAAAAGACAGAGACAAACACAGAGCAGCCAGAGACGAGUCCCGAAAGCAUAGAUGGACAGAAGGAUAUGACGUCCAUUAAUGAUGAUGGAAGCCAAACAGACAAGCCCACAGCACGUGAAAAGAAAGAUGUGGAGAAAACAGGACUUCCCAGUGAAACAGAGGUAGAAACAAAUGGAACGCAGCCACAGAACCAGGAUGGAAAGAAGGACAUGACAUAUAAAAAAAUGGAUAUAAGACAAAUGGAUAAGCCUUCAGCAGAUGCAGAGAAUGAUGUUGAGAAUGCAGAAGAAGAAAAAGAAACAAAAGCAGAAGAACAGAGAAUGAAAACAGUACUUGCCCGUGAACCAGAGGUAGAAACAAAUGGAACGCAGCCACAGAAGCCGGAUGGAGAGAAGGACAUGUCAUCCAUAAAAGGUGAAAUAAUACAAACAGACAAGCCUUGA